GUGAUCUAGCAGGUUAGGCUAUCGAUCGGCACCAUGCAACGGCAGCAUUUUGUCCUUGUCCUGCUGGCCGUCGUGCUCUGUGCGACUGGGUCCGAAGCAUGCAGCGUUCUCCAGUUCCAUUGGUCUGGCUUGGGGGCGCACAUAAACGGUCUCUGGUCCGCCCUGCCUGCGCUCUAUGGCUCCAACGGCAGCGUCUAUCUCGACAACACUGAGUUUCCAUACAUGUGCACCGAGGGCGGGGGAUGGCACGAUUACUUCCAGACCGAGUCGGGCUUCCUGCAGCCGUGGACUCCUGCUCUGGCAAAGAAUGAGAGCUGUGCAUACUAUUCGUAUGGAAAAAUGGCUGUAGCAUCGGAUGCAAUAGGGAUCUCGCACGUUCAGGCUCGCUUCGAUCCUGCGGUGGUCAGAAAGACUUGGAGGCUGCAGCCCACCAUGCAGAGGGAGGUGGAUGCUGCACUUGCGGUGUUGGAUAGCUACGACAAGCCAACCAUCGCUUUCCACGUGCGAGGAGGUGACAAGGCUACAGAGGAUGAGGUCCUGGGGAGGACCACCACAAAACCAGAGGAUUUGAUAAACACUUUCCUGGACAAUUACGUGGGGGUCAGGGGGGGCACCUGCGUCCUGAUAGGGGAUGAUCAGGCGGCGAUAGCAGAGGCGGAGCAGCUGGCGGCGCAGUACAUAGGGUGCAAGAUCGCGCGCCCCUCAAAAUAUUACCGCACCAAGGGGCACCACCAGGCGACCUUCAACUCCCUUCCGCUGCAUGACCGUUGCCGGGAGACUAGGCAGCUGAUAAAGGAUAUGGAGAUGAUGGCACAUGCAGACUACUUUGUGGGAUCAUCAACAAGUGGCAUACCCACAAUCAUCGCCACUCUGCGCAUGACCGUCUACCUGAAAUCCCAGGUGACGUUUGCUGACGUGUCAUAUGAUGACAUGGGCGCGCGAAUCCGCCGGUACUUCGGCACUGGCGGGUUCAAGAAUGUCACGAUUGCAAGCCUCAAAGGCGCCACCAUCGGAAAGGAGAGCAUUAGGAGACAAAGUCACCACCGCAGCAUGCUGGCACCCACUCUUUUGUGA
This is a messenger RNA of Coccomyxa subellipsoidea C-169, 1074 nucleotides long. RefSeq lists its product as hypothetical. Gene Ontology annotation, biological process: protein N-linked glycosylation. The transcript has 7 exons. The record is from RefSeq and is a predicted model, not a curated record. Lineage: Eukaryota; Viridiplantae; Chlorophyta; Trebouxiophyceae; Coccomyxaceae. Bases 34 to 1074 code for a protein of 346 amino acids. Gene Ontology annotation, molecular function: alpha-(1->6)-fucosyltransferase activity.